This is a messenger RNA of Trichomonas vaginalis G3, 787 nucleotides long. Its product is annotated as protein of unknown function, DUF4106 family. NCBI's taxonomy places the organism in Eukaryota, Parabasalia, Trichomonadida, Trichomonadidae. The transcript has a single exon. The annotation marks the transcript as partial. The record is from RefSeq and is a predicted model, not a curated record.
AUGGGAUAUAAGAUAUAUUCUAACUCUGACUUAGUUCAAACAGUAACAUGGGCAAACUAUGAAUGGUUCGCUUUGAGAAACUCAGUACAACCACAAGCUAGAGAACAAACAGACCAGUAUGCAACUAUUGAGAAAAUAAGAAGACUUGACCCUAACGUUCCAGGAGUUUAUGUUGACCUUUCUGGACAAAAUGCAGCAGCAGUAACCAAAGUAAAAUUGAAACUUAGAGUUCCUUUGUCAUCUUUCCUCAUCUUCAGGUUUUUAAGAUACUUGCCAAACUGGGCAGGAAAAAUUUCUAUCGAACUUACUCCAAGCAAAAAUAACUUAGUCAUUGCACCAACACAAGACCCAUUCACUCUUACAGAAGUAGUGGGAACAAAUAAAAUGUCAUUCGCCGACUUUUGCAAAAACAAAGUUGACUUAGACUUUGGUUUCUCAAACCUCAACACUGAAGUAAACUAUUAUUUCAAUGCUGCUGGAGAUGCUUGGGACCCAGUUAAGUUCACAUGCGAAAAAUUUGAAUGCAAGAGAAUAGAAAGCAGACUUGCAGUCUAUAUGUUGGACCCAGAUAUUUCAAAUGCUUUAGCUGCCAAAUAUAUUGCAGUUCCACUUAUGUUCCCUAUACACCAAAUAUCUGUCAAAGACUUUGCAGGUGAAGUUGGAAACCAAAGUGCUGACCCAGGUGCAAGAACAGAUAUUGCCUUAACAACUGCAAUGAAACAUGCAGAUACUAUGUUUGUACUGUUCAGACGAACUAUAAAUGACUAUUCUUGCUUCUACAACCCUG